CCGACUGCCACUCGUGCUUCGAAGCAUGAGCUCGCUGCCACCGUUGCCGACAGACAAGACCGACAAGCCCGAUGCCAAGUUUGCCAUCGAAAAGCAGACGUGGGCCGAGCAGCACGCGCCGCAGUGGAUGCUGCCGUACAUCCAACUCGCGCGCUUGAACCGCCCUGCAGGCACUUACAUGCUGCUGUGGCCGACGUUUUGGAGCACAGCGCUCGCUGCCCCCAUGGGCGCGUUCCCGGACCCGAAGCUGCUCGGGCUCUUUGCAGCAGGCGCGCUCAUCAUGCGUGGCGCCGGUUGCACGAUCAACGACAUGUGGGACAAGGACUUUGACAAGCAGGUCGAGCGCACGAACCAGCGGCCGCUCGCGUCGGGCGCACUCACGUACCCGCAAGCCUGGCGCUUCCUCGCGCUGCAAUUGUCGGCCGGGCUCGGUGUGCUCGUGCAGCUCAACCCGUACACGAUCGGCCUCGGUGCGUCGUCGCUCGUGUUCGUGGCGGCCUACCCGUACAUGAAGCGGGUGACGUACUGGCCGCAAGCCAUGCUCGGGCUCACCUUCAACUAUGGCGCGCUCGUUGGGUGGGCGGCGGUGCACGGCAGCUGCGACUGGAGCGUUGUGCUGCCACUCUACGCGGCCGGCGUCUCGUGGACGCUCGUGUACGAUACGCUGUAUGCGCAUCAGGACAAGACGGACGACAAGCGCAUUGGUGUCAAGUCGACCGCGCUCCUCUUUGCCGACAAGACGCAGCCGAUUCUGAACGCGUUCUCGGUCGCUACGAUUGCUGGUCUUGGCCUCUCGGGGUACAUGGUGGACAUGGGCGCUCCGUUCUACGGGGCGCUGGCGGCCGCCGCGGGCCACCUCGCGUGGCAAGUCAACACGGCCAAGCUUGACGACCCGAUCAACCUCCAGACGCGUUUCGCGUCCAACAAGUACUUUGGCGCGCUCGUGUUUACCGGCAUCGUCGCUGGCAAGCUCUUUUAGACACCAUCGCUUGCUACAAGAAGGCACGUCCUUAAUAUCGUAAACGCAGUCGUCCCUGACGACGCGCUGUGUGCUGGUCGGCGAUGACCCAAGACGUUGCGCAAUCUCAUGAUGCCAAUCAAAGAAAAAAAAGGAUCAGGGAG
Saprolegnia parasitica CBS 223.65 is the source of this 1122-nucleotide messenger RNA. Its product is annotated as 4-hydroxybenzoate polyprenyl transferase. The record is from RefSeq and is a predicted model, not a curated record. Lineage: Eukaryota; Oomycota; Saprolegniomycetes; Saprolegniales; Saprolegniaceae. Gene Ontology annotation, biological process: ubiquinone biosynthetic process. Gene Ontology annotation, molecular function: prenyltransferase activity. Gene Ontology annotation, cellular component: mitochondrial inner membrane. Bases 26 to 979 code for a protein of 317 amino acids. The transcript has 6 exons.